UUUCACGUCAGAAGAAACCAAUGGUGCCGAUGUGGCGUCUCCAAAAUAAAAACUUCAGAGAGAUUGGCGGGUAAAUUAAUCCAUUAUUUCAAAUUUCCCAAUUUCGAGAAACGAGCUCCGAGCGGAAACCCUAGAUUGAGGCGAAGGAGGAAGAAAUGGGACGUGAUCAUCAUCGUAACCAAUCCACUGACGGUCUGGUGAUUCUGUUGAUGAAAGCCCACCAUGAUCUCGCAGCGGUUCAGUUCAAGCUGGAGAAGGAGUUUCAACAGACUUACCCUGAGAAUGCAAAUCCCGUGAAGCUGGUGAAUAGAAUAAAGAAGAUGCAGGAGGAAGUUUCAGGGCUAAAGGAGCAGUGUCGUGAGCUUCUUGCUGCAAAACAGGAAUUGGUUGAUAAAGCUCGGUCGAUUAUGCUGGGGAACAACAAUGUAAUACAAAGGAUGCAAGUUUCAACUGGCAUUUCUCCAACUACUGUUGAUGAUCCUGCAUUUGCUGACUUCAAUCAGAUGGUUGCAUAUUUUCCAAAUGGUGCGUCAUGUGUUUGCGCCAUUUGCCAGCAGGCAACCUACAUUGAACAAUCAUUGAGGCUUUAUACCAACUACAAGUACCCUGGGAGAUGAUUCUUGGGUGCUUUUCUUUCAUUUUGAAAGCCCCUACAGGACCGUGUCAUUGAUGAGUGGAGCACACAAGUCAGAUCAAGAACUGGAUAUGAGGGAGAGGAUUCGGAGGACCAGGACAUAAACCAAUUGCUCUUCUCAACUAUUGUCCAAAGCAACGACUAACAACCACCUCAGUCUCAGUUUCAGAGAGCUGGAUAGCCAAAUAUGCUGUUUUUCAAACACCCUCAGUGCCGGAGCCUAUCUACCAUUGCAGAAUAGCCUGAGAACCAAUUGCUUGACAAACACGUCAUGUGUGAAGAAAACAACCGAGUAAGCCACAACUUUUUUCAGGGUUAAAAACCUAAUUACCAGAAAAUGCGUGUGUUUGAUUUGAUGAGUUUGUAAAUCAAUGCUAUUAAUCUCAAUGGUUUGAUUGAGUGUAUUUGUAUAGGGAACUCUUACAAAAGGUG
Linum tenue is the source of this 1066-nucleotide messenger RNA. NCBI's taxonomy places the organism in Eukaryota, Viridiplantae, Streptophyta, Magnoliopsida, Malpighiales, Linaceae. The record is from the annotation of a GenBank genome assembly.